GUCAACAGACAUGGUUGGCAAAGGAAGUUAAUUCUUUCAACAGUUACCUAAAAACAGCAUGGGGAAUUUGUAUGUUGACGUGUAGACUCAGAGUUAGCAAAUAUCAGAUUCUUACAACAACUACAGAAGAGCAAGAGACUACUCCGAAGAGAAUUUACGUUUUGAUCAAAGUUCACUUGGGAGGUAUCACCGACGUUCACGUUUGCUGCCCAAGAGAGAAGACCAUAGCAAGUAUGAAUUCUGAAUUUCUGUUGGAGGAGUUCAUGGAUGGCAGCGCUUUAGAUUUUACCGAGCUAGAAGAGCAGUAUCCACUAUGCGGAUAUUUACCGGACAACACAGAUGGCCUGGUCGAUCAACAUAUUGACUCCAUGUCUUUAUCAUGUCCUGUUGAUGUCUACCUGGAUUAUCUGUUCUCAAAAGGAAUAGUAGACUCUAUGGACGAGCAAAUUUACCUGGGAGCGGAUUGCGACGAGGUAGGCGAAUUAAAAGAACACUUAAUUUCCUCAGUGUUCAACUCUUACUACAAGCAAACCUUUGGACUUGAGAUGGGUUCAUGCGUUAAAGAUAACCUCGUGUUGUCAGCCAGUUUAUUACUCCCUGACGUCAAUGAUUCAAACAGUGAUUCUUCCUCUAUGAGCGACUCAAGCAGUGAUAUUAUUUCCGAUAACUUAGAAGGGCUCGCAACUCGAUAUCAAUGUCCAGGGUCAGAAGGUCAAACAGCGCUGAUGAGCCUCCCGCUGGCCAAACCAGGUGCAGGAAAACCGUCAGCCGGACGGGUAGAACGCGCGAGACGUCGAGUAUCCACGCGCGAAUACAAAUGCAACUUCCCCGGCUGCAGCAAAGUGUACACGAAGAGCUCCCAUCUAAAAGCGCAUAUACGUCGCCAUACCGGAGAGAAACCGUUCGCUUGUACGUGGAAAGGGUGUAAUUGGAGGUUUUCAAGAUCGGAUGAGCUAGCUCGCCAUAAGAGAUCGCACAGCGGGAUAAAACCAUUCAUAUGCGACUUAUGUGACAAGAGGUUUUCCCGCUCGGAUCACUUAGCUAAACACAGGAAAACUCACUAUCGUACAAGGAAAAACUCUUCUUUUGUUGUAAAAGUGUAAAAAGGACCAAGUAUUGACUUAAGAUUGAUCACAAGAGCGGUACUUUUGUUUUAAGAAGGUAAACAUUUCAUGUGAAGUUUGUCGUUCGAAUCCAAACAGAAGCAGAGCUUAGCAAGAGCACGCUCUUAUUAUGAUUGAUACCCACUCUCGUUUAUCUUAGUUCCUAUGUAAAUAUGUUUUUCAGUCACUUCCGCAGACAUCAGUCACAUUUCUAAAAUUUGUUUUUCAUGAUGGAUAUUUUGGCUUUACCCAACGUUCUCACCAAAGAGGAUUUCAUCGCUCGACAACAAACGAACGUAACAAAACAAAUCAGUUUUUGUUAUAGGCUGUAAAAGAAACGGAUGUAAUAUUUUUUUCACUUAAUAGGACAUUGCAUAGCCUCGACAAGUUGUUAAUAUUGUGAACGACCCUGUUACAUGCAAUAAAAGUCCAUAUUUUCUCUUUAAA
This is a messenger RNA of Stylophora pistillata, 1550 nucleotides long. RefSeq lists its product as uncharacterized. Gene Ontology annotation, biological process: regulation of transcription by RNA polymerase II. Gene Ontology annotation, molecular function: DNA-binding transcription factor activity, RNA polymerase II-specific; RNA polymerase II cis-regulatory region sequence-specific DNA binding. Lineage: Eukaryota; Metazoa; Cnidaria; Anthozoa; Scleractinia; Pocilloporidae. The record is from RefSeq and is a predicted model, not a curated record.